CCCACGUCGAGCGAGUGAUAGAAAGGCAUGUGUUCUCUGGCGUGCAGAUCCCUGGAGUGGAAUGGAAGAUCAAGGGUCAUAGGGGUCGAGCCGCUCGUAUCAGCUACCGAUAUCGUGUUCUGUGUUCUCCUCACUAUUACGAUUACACUUGUGCCAAAUUUUGUAGGCCGAGGGACGAUCGGUUUGGACAUUACAAAUGCGACGAGCAAGGGGACAAAGUUUGUUUGCAAGGCUGGCAAGGUCCCAAUUGCGAAACAGCUGUGUGCAAGCUUGGUUGCCAUCCAGAGCAUGGUUACUGUACUGUACCAGGGGAGUGCAAAUGUCGUCCCGGUUGGAAGUCAGAAUUAUGUGAUCAGUGUAUGCCAUAUCCAGGAUGUAAGCAUGGCUAUUGUAAUGGUUCUCCAUGGCAAUGCAUCUGCGACAUCAACUGGGGAGGCAUACUUUGCGAUGGAGACUUGAAUUUCUGCGGAACCCACGAACCCUGCCAGAAUGGUGGAACAUGUGUAAAUGCUGCGCCGGACAAUUACACAUGCAGAUGUGCAGAAGGAUUUUCAGGAACAAACUGUGAUAUUGUUGAUAACCCGUGUGCUGCAUCUCCCUGUCUCAACCAAGGCACAUGUUCUGAGAUUAACAGUACCUUCACCUGUACUUGUUUACCAGGAUGGACUGGAAAUAAAUGUCAAACAAACAUAAAUGAAUGUGAAUCGGAUCCUUGUCAGAAUGGUGGUACCUGUUUAGAUCUUGUGAAUGGUUACAGAUGUUUGUGUGAUCCUGGAUGGCAAGGAAACCAAUGUCAAUUUGAUGCCGAUGAAUGCAGCGUAAACCCUUGUGUGAAUGCCAUUAGUUGCCGAAAUCUAGUGGGAGAUUAUCAGUGCACUUGUCUUCCUGGAUGGGAUGGCAAGAAUUGCGAUCAGAACCUCAAUGAUUGCCUUGGACAGUGCCUGAAUGGUGCAACCUGCAUAGAUCUAGUAAAUGACUAUCAUUGCGCAUGUCUACCAGGAUUCACUGGCCGUGAAUGCCAGACGAAUAUCAACGAAUGUGCCAGCAAUCCCUGUCUCAAUGGUGGAGAAUGCGUGGACCUCGUAGCUGAUUAUCGUUGCAUAUGUCCUGUGGGAUACAAAGGAUAUCGCUGUGAGGUUGAUGAUGAUUUAUGUUAUCCAAAUCCAUGCCACAAUGGAGCUUCUUGUAUCAACAUGCAGUUUGAUUAUACGUGCCUUUGUCCUCCAGGUUAUCAAGGAAAAAAUUGUUCAUUGCCAAAAAUUCAGUGCCAAAGACCACCUUGUGAAACCCAUAGAGACAGAUGUGCCACAGCAGCCCCGAAUUCUUCUCUGGGAGUGAGACAUGUUUCUUCCAGCUUGUGUGGAGAUCAUGGAAAAUGCAUCAAUGAUCACAUGGGUGGGUUUUCUUGCAUCUGUGAUGCAGGCUAUACCGGACGGUACUGUCAUGAGAAUAUAAAUGACUGCAUUUCUUCGCCAUGUAAAAAUGGUGGGACAUGUGUGGAUGGACUAAAUUCUUUCCAAUGUUUUUGUCAAGAAGGUUGGGAAGGACGUUUCUGCCAGAUAAAUAAAAAUGACUGUGACCCAAAUCCGUGUAACAAUAAUGGAAGUUGCAUUGAUGGAAUUGCAGAUUAUAUUUGUAACUGCAGAGAUGGCUGGAAAGGCAAAACUUGCAGUUUGCGUCAUGGUCACUGUGACUUGAGUACGUGUCAGAAUGGAGGGACAUGUAUUGAUUUAGGAGAGACUUUUAGGUGUCAUUGUAAGGCAGGAUGGGAAGGCCACACCUGUCAAAUUGCAAAAAAUCCCAGUUGCCAUUCAAAUCCUUGUCAUAAUGGAGCUACUUGUGUUAACAUUGGGACCAAUUUCCUGUGCAUAUGCAGGGAAGGCUAUGAAGGCCCUCUUUGCCAAUAUGAUUCUGAUGACUGUAAUCCCAAUCCUUGUCAUAAUAAUGGCACAUGCAUUGAUGGUGUCAACUGGUUCUUGUGCAAAUGUAGCACAGGCUUCUUUGGACCUGACUGCCGUAUUAACAUUAAUGAAUGUGCGUCUGCUCCGUGCGCACAUGGCAGUACAUGUGUUGAUGAGAUUGGAACUUAUCGAUGCAUCUGUCCUCCUUAUGUGACUGGGCAACAUUGUAAUAUAUCUUUGUUACCUCCUGAUGCAAGUGAUUAUUGCUUAUGGAAAGGACAGAUACAUGCAGAAAAUAGCAUUUGGAACGAUGAAUGCAACACUUGCAUUUGUGUAAAAGGAAAAACUCAGUGCACAAGAAUAUGGUGCAGCCCUCGUAUUUGCGAUUUGGAUCCAAAUUCCACAAAACAAAUGUGUCCUAAUGGCCAAGCAUGUGUUGCAUUCCCAUCUGAUAUUUGCUUCACACCUCCUUGUCAUUCACAUGGACGAUGUGAAAUGAAUCAUAACAGUUCUGAGGCUUUAUCUCAAGAAAUUGUACCUGCUGAAAACUGUCAACCAAACAAAAGUGUCCUUAGUAAUAAUUGUGCUAAAAUUACUCUUUUCUUCAACAGAAAUGAAAUGUCCAAUGGCAUUCUUGUCGAAGAGAUUUGCAGUCAAGUCCGAAAGCUUCCCAUAUCCUACCUUUUGCAUAAAAGCAGGAGCAAAGAAACCAUAAUUAUUUUAUGCAGCAUAAAGACGAAUGAAGAAGACAGUAUAGAAGUUACUAUAUCAUCUUCUGGCAAAUCGACAAUUGACACAUUCCAUACAGUCAGCAAUAUCACAAAGAAGAUUGCAGAUCUGAUCAGUAGAAAACAUCACAACAACUCUAUUUUAUCUGGAGUAAUAGAAGUGAAAGUUGAAACCUCAAUGAUUAAUGCUGAUUUUAGAGAGCGAAGAAGCUAUGCUCCUCUUAUAGUACUGCUUUUAUGCAUUAUGAUAUUCAUAUCUGUUGCUAUUGGAGUGACAUGGUAUUACUGGCAUUACUACCGCAAGAAGAAGAGUAGAAGUACUCAUUGCAAUUCUCUUCCUCGAUCAUAUAGCACAAAGCUCGAUCAACUUGAGAAAGAAGAAAAAGCUAAUAAUCAGAGUGAUAACAAUUUAUGCCGAUAUCACAACACUCUUCAGUCCACAUCUUCCAGAGACCAGCAGUGCUCAUAUAUACCCAGUGGAUCAUCAGAGAUGAUCGAUUUUGAUCCCGAUAAAGUGGACUUAUCGAAUAGAAUAUACAAAUCUAAACUUCCCGAGGCUUGUGUGAAUUCAACUAUUUCUAGUGAAAAAGAUUGUGAAAAGAACAACACAUUAAGAAAACUCUCCAAUCACACAAAAGGAAAAGCAUCCGGUGUCGUCAUUUAGCAUCAAUGCACAAUGCAUAGCAUAACUAUUUAUUUUUUGGAACUACUUUACAGAUUCCUAUCAUUAUCAUCCCUCUUCCCACAGUCAGUCAUUUGCACAGAGGAGUUCUUUUACAGGUAUAUCUGUCUUGAAUGUACAAUUAUACUGCAUAGAGCAAGAGCAAGACAAACAGAUACACACUCAACCUGAUUAGGUAUUUUGGCUAAAAAAUUUAAAGUAUAUAUUGCUGUAAAUUUCUUAACAUUUACAACAUUUAAUAUCUUCAAAUCAGUCUUAACCACAGGGCAAAUGAAAAUGAAUUUCAAAUGAAACUUCUUUGGAAACCAUGGGUGACUAACUAUGAAAUUCUUGUGUAAUCGAUGCUAAUUGUAAAUAACUGACAGAUAGUACAAACUAUUGUUCCCAAAAACUGUUUAAAGUAUAAUUCUUAUCAAUGUAUUAUGGCAUAUUAGGCAUCUAAUAAUUCUCCUUUAAAGCUUAACAUACUGAAUGUCGAUAUCAUGAAAUGAUUAUGACUAUGAUACAACAACGAAAUUUUGCCUUAUCUCGUUUGGCUUAAUUAGUAGUCAGUAGUUUUAAUUAGUAAUCAGUAGCAUUAAUGUAGAGCAGUGCUCCGCAACCUUUUCUCACCUGCGACGCACAAAAAAUCUUUCUGGAAUUUCGUGGCACACCAAAGAGUUCCGAGUUAUCAAGGAAGUGCCGAAAAAAUUCAAAUGCUGACACAC
Molecule: messenger RNA, 4018 nt
Organism: Stegodyphus dumicola
Lineage: Eukaryota; Metazoa; Arthropoda; Arachnida; Araneae; Eresidae
Product: protein jagged-1-like
Biological process (GO): cell communication; multicellular organism development; Notch signaling pathway
Cellular component (GO): membrane
Molecular function (GO): Notch binding; calcium ion binding
Source: RefSeq, a predicted model, not a curated record